GAUACUUCGAUUUUUUAAACUGCCACUGAAAAAUAAAUUUGUUUAAAAGUUUAAAAUUAUGUUUGAAUAGAGAGAAGAUAAUUGGACGGCGCAAUAAAUAUAUCAUAAUUGAGAUCAUUUGUGGAGUGUAAAGGGAAAAUGGCGGUCGCCGCUCCGAAGAUAGCGGUGCAUCUGUACCUAAACAAUCCGUAUGGUUAAUUAGUGCAACUAUCCCACAAUACACCAUAAAUGAAGUCAGUUUAGAUGGAAAGAAAUCUGAAUCAGUAUCACCCGACAAGAAAGACGAAGUUCAAUAUGUCAGUCCAACUGUUAUGGAGCCUGUUGGAACAUUUAAAGACACCAAUGAUGGGGCAAAUUUUAACAAACGCAGAAAGCCUUUACCGGAUAUCCACGACAGUAAACGAAACUCCCCUUUAAGUGAUACGGGAUCGGUGUUCUAUGAUAAAACACCUCGGAAAAAUUAUCCACCUAACGGAAAAUCUCCUGAACUAGUACAGAGUUGCCCUCAGCUUGGAUUCACUUGGUCGAUAAACCUGGACAAGCGGGAAAGAGCCUUUGUUCCUAGACAACCACCAUCGAAAAAUCUGCUUGAAAAAUUAUGCGGACCGAAGUCGGUUGAGCCAGUGGGAAUCAUUAAACUGAAAAGAAAAAUGAUCUCUCCCAACAACUACCUAAUACACCGGAUACGACUGGAAGAAAAGGGACAGAGAAAGAUGUCGGAGAAGCUCUCGGAGUGGCUUGACCAGUACACAGAAGUCAGUCAAAAACAACAGGAGUACCUGAAACGGAUUUACGACCUCCGCCGAGGACUCGAACAUAAUGACAAACGCGUCAUAUCUACGAUCGACAAAAUGCGAGGCGAACAUAAAUCAAAAUACCGUAGAAAGUACCCUCUUUAUUCUCUCACGCGCAUGGAGGAGGCGCAAGUGAAUCAAGGUCCCGCCCCUUUUCCGAACAGACCGUCUUUAUUUCAUGACGACAAACACGGAAUUCCGAGGCUAAAAAUAGCUCCGCGCACAUCUCCUCGAAAAUUGGCGCCAAUUGUCACGCGCGUUGCAACGGACAAAUAUAGUAGGAACUUAGAACCGAUCGGGGUCCAUCAGUUGACACCGAGACCGGAAAUGGCAUCCAUGAAAACGGAAUAUGAAACUUUUGAAUCAAUAGCAAAGAGAAAUAAACUUAAUUUGACCCAGUUUUUCAACUCCUCAUUGAGCCACAGGCGGACACACCAAAGAUUACCUAUGAACGUAUCAACGGUUACAAUUUUAGAAGAAAAACAGGAGGAUUUGGAGGCUAAAGAGUUUAUAACUGAUUUAUCAUCCCGGAAACCAGUUGUUAUAAAUACGACAAAGGAUCAGAAAUAGGGAUAUAAAAAAAUCAUUACCAUGAUAAACGUGCCUUACUAGUACAUGUACUUUGAAUAUGGAAAUAUUCGUCGUUAAUGAGGCGGGAUUUUUAAAUGUUUAAAAUAAGAAUCAGAAUAGUGCCGUCAGUCUGUAUCAAAUUACAGAAUGGCCUGAUUACAUUGGCAAGUCAAUAUUGCAUUUAAUAAUAUAUAACCAGUGUUGUGAGUGACGUCACACUUUCGCCAACAUUUGUAAUUCACGUGCAUAUUUGACGUCUCAGAUGCCUGUCGUAGACAAGAAUCGCUGAGGGGAUAGGGGUUGCGCACAGCGUAUACCACAAGUGGUUUUUGUUGUGUUAUUUUACGAUAAUAAAUAUAUCUACGCUUCACUUCAAUGAAAUUAUGCACGUUAUUCACGUGAAC
This is a messenger RNA of Ruditapes philippinarum (Manila clam), 1768 nucleotides long. RefSeq lists its product as uncharacterized. NCBI's taxonomy places the organism in Eukaryota, Metazoa, Mollusca, Bivalvia, Venerida, Veneridae. The record is from RefSeq and is a predicted model, not a curated record. The transcript has 3 exons. Bases 312 to 1364 code for a protein of 350 amino acids.